AUGAUUAAGGUGCAAAGUAUAGGCUUCACUGAGAAGUCAGGGAGUCGUCUUCUGAGAUUAGAUUCGGAAUCUAGGAAGUUAAGUUUGAGAAACCGGUCAACGAUAUGUAUGUCAAUUCAGCAAGCAAGCAGAUCCAAAGUCUCAGUCACUCCUCUAGAACUUGAAGCUCCAAAAGAGACUCCUUUAAACCUGUACAAGCCCAAGGAGCCUUACACAGCAACGAUUAUUUCGGUUGAGAGAAUUGUUGGUCCACAGGCACCUGGAGAGACUUGCCACAUUGUAAUCAAUCAUGAUGGCAACGUUCCUUAUUGGGAAGGACAGAGCUAUGGAGUGAUCCCUCCUGGUGAGAAUCCUAAGAAACCAGGUGCUCCUCACAAUGUUCGCCUUUAUUCGAUUGCAUCAACGAGGUAUGGAGAUUCUUUUGAUGGCAAGACAGCUAGCUUAUGUGUUCGCCGAGCUCUUUACUAUGAUCCAGAGACAGGAAAGGAAGAUCCUUCGAAAGCUGGUGUAUGCAGUAACUUCUUGUGCAAUGCUAAACCAGGGGAUAAGGUCAAAAUCACCGGUCCUUCGGGAAAGAUAAUGCUUUUACCUGAAGGUGACUCGAAAGCUACUCACAUAAUGAUAGCUACUGGAACCGGAGUUGCUCCAUACAGAGGAUACUUGCGGCGUAUGUUUAUGGAGAACGUUCCUAGUUUCAAGUUUGAUGGACUCGCGUGGCUCUUCCUCGGCGUGGCUAACUCAGACAGUCUUCUCUACGACGACGAAUUCUCCGGUUACCUCAAGGACUAUCCUGAGAAUUUCAGGUACGACAAGGCGCUGAGCAGGGAAGAGAAGAACAUGAAAGGUGGGAAGAUGUAUGUGCAGGACAAGAUUGAAGAAUACAGCGACGAGAUCUUCAAGCUUCUUGACAAUGGAGCUCAUAUUUACUUUUGUGGGCUUAAAGGAAUGAUGCCUGGGAUUCAAGAUACGCUUAAGGGAGUCGCGGAAGAGAGAGGAGAAAGCUGGGAGCAGAAACUUACUCAGCUCAGGAAGAACAAGCAAUGGCAUGUUGAAACGGAGGUCAUAAACUCAGGUGUAAGCAGAAGGAUGAUUCGAGUGACGAGACCAAAACCGAUCAUUGAAUCACUGAGUUUCCACCUUAUCCAGAGAUGCUCCGCUGGCGGAACCCCCAAAGGAAAGGCCAAGCUGAAGACAGGCCAGCCAUUGAAGCGUAACAAACUCUCCACCAAGAAAGGCGGAAGUGGCGGCGGCGGAGGAGGAGCUGGGGAAGGAGAGGAGGCGGUUAAAGGAAAGGGGAGGAUUUCCGAUGAGAAGCAGAAGCUCUACGAGCAAUGCUUAACCGCUCCUUGUCCUGUUCGAUACUUGACGCCCCAGGAGACGGAGCGAGAGGCGCAACGUGAGAAGCUAGGGUUGAUUAGCAAGGAGAAGCAGCGGGAUAUGGAGAUUCAGAAGAAAGGAGGAGCCGCCGCAAUGGGGAUCACCGACGAGCCGGCCCGAAUCGGGACGCCGGGAUUGGAUUACAUCUCGUUAGGGAUCUUCGAAGCCGGCGAAUUGCCGAAAUACAAGCUGACGCAAGAGGACGCACAGAGACUCGCCAAGGAGAACAGUAAAGUGCUGAUGAGAGAGCACAGGGAGCGUCGUGCAGCUGAGACUGUGCUUCUGAAUAUGAAGUUGGCUGCGAUUGAGGCGUUGCCGGAGAAUCUGAAGAAGGCAGCAUUGGAGCCUGAUUUGACACCAUUUCCGGCGAAUCGAGGUAUGGCCUCUCUUACACCGCCUAUUGAAGGGUAUCUAGAGAAGGUCAUGGAUGCAGCCAAGAAGAGUUCAAUUGAAGCUAUUGUCAUUCAGAAUGGAACAGAGCCGAGACUGAGAGACAUCGAGAAGUGCUGCUAUAGACAGAAACUUCAAGAAACUGUUCUCUAG
This is a messenger RNA of Thlaspi arvense, 1920 nucleotides long. NCBI's taxonomy places the organism in Eukaryota, Viridiplantae, Streptophyta, Magnoliopsida, Brassicales, Brassicaceae. The record is from the annotation of a GenBank genome assembly.